Messenger RNA from Adineta ricciae, 720 nucleotides. NCBI's taxonomy places the organism in Eukaryota, Metazoa, Rotifera, Eurotatoria, Adinetida, Adinetidae. The record is from the annotation of a GenBank genome assembly.
AUGGCGUCUGAACGCGCAGCACGACAAGUGCGAAUGGAUAUGAGAGAACUUCGUGUUAUUGAAUCGAAACGAUCACAUGCAACGUUUUGGACAAGAAAUCGACGUUUUAUUGCACUGGCUAUUGCUGGCGCUUGCGUGGCUGGUAUGUUGAUUGCUGUUGCUGCUCUAAUUCCAACGAUGGUCAAGAAAGACUCUGAAGCCACAGAUACUACUUUAGCAGCAAGUACGACCACAACAACGGGAGGCAGAGGAACAAAAUCAUCAUGGGCAACAUCAACAACAAUGCAAACCAAGAUCACCAGAUCCAUCACCUCAAUGAGUACUGGCGGCGGCGGCGGCAGUAGCAGCAGCACGACAAGAACAAGAACAACAACGGUGCGAACUAGAACCACGAGAACUACUACGACAAGCAGGAGUGGUGCGAGUACGACUAGUACCACCGACAGCAGCAGCACGACAACAACAACAAAAACAAAAACUAUGCGAACGAAAGCCACCAGAUCUACCACCGUAAGUAGUACUGGGAGCAUAAGUAUUAUGAGUACAACUACAACACCACCAACAACGUCUACGACACCUUCGAGUACAGCAUACCAGUGCUGUCCAAGUAACCGUGCUUGUUGUAAAACUACUCAGUCAACGUUUUAUACAAAAGGUGGAAGUACUACCACGACUACUGCUCGUCCCACAAAAGGCCUUACCAGAACUCCAAAAGGUUAA